Messenger RNA from Camelina sativa (false flax), 483 nucleotides. The record is from RefSeq and is a predicted model, not a curated record. Lineage: Eukaryota; Viridiplantae; Streptophyta; Magnoliopsida; Brassicales; Brassicaceae.
AUGGCAUCUUCUUCUUCUUUAUCAACUCGUCAAAACAGCUAUGAUGUUUUCCCAAGCUUCUCCAGUCAAGAUGUCCGGAGAACCUUUCUCAGCCAUUUUCUUGAAGGGUUGAAAAGCAAAGGAAUUAAAACGUUCACAGAAAAUGGGAUCAUGAGGGGCGACUGUAUCAACUCUGAGCUCGAAAAAGCUAUUAAAGAAUCAAGGAUUGCCGUCGUGAUCCUCUCUAAGAACUACGUCUCUUCGAGUAAGUGUUUAAACGAGCUGCAACUGAUCAUGGAGUGCAGGGACACUCUUGGGCAGACUGUGAUGACAAUCUUCUACGAUGUAGAUCCCUCUGAUGUCAAAAAACAAACCGGAGAUUUUGGAAAAGCCUUCGAGGAAACUUGUCAUGGGAAGGCAGAAGAACAAAAGCAGAGAUGGAGUCAAGCUUUGACUCAAGUUGCUCUUAUUGCCGGAGAACAUUCUGUCUCAUGGUUGGUUUAG